AUUUAUAAACUCAUAAUAAACAUCUUGAAUCAAAUCAAAUCUUGCUCCCGUGAGUUCCAGUCCCAUUCAAUCAUUUCAGUUGAGGUUCAGAUCUGAGACAUGGCAGAAAAAGAAAAGGAGACGAUAAUGGUGCUGAAGGUGGACCUUCAGUGUCACAAAUGCUAUAUGAAGGUCAAAAAAGUUCUCUGCAAAAUCCCUCAAAUACAAGACCAGAUAUACGACGAGAAGCAAAACCAGGUGGUCAUCAAAGUGGUAUGCUGCAGUCCAGAGAAGAUAAGGGACAGGAUACGCUGCAAAGGUGGGGGAGCCAUCAAGUGCAUUCAGAUCAAAGAGAAACCCAAGGAGGAGAAACCCAAGGAGGAGAAGCCCAAGGAGGAGAAACCCAAGGAGGAGAAGCCUAAAACUCCCUCACCAAACCGUGGGCCUCCGUGUGUUCGUGUAGGCGGUUACCCAGUGAACGGGAACGCGUGCUGUAUGGAUUGUUACCAUGGGCAUCCUGGUGGGCCAUGCCAGACUGGCUAUGGCGGAGUAGCCCUAUACAUUCAGUAUGAUGGUUACUAUGGAAGGCCUGUGUGCGGCAGUUAUGGCGGUGGCAGGAGCUACAAUACUAACUAUUGUGUUGCCCGCUCUGACUGUUUCAGUGAAGAAAAUCCCCAAGGCUGCACAGUCAUGUGACUUCCCAUAUGGUGCACUGCGGAAUAUUGUUGAGGUCAAGUUCAUUUGGGUUUGGAGUUUCAGGGACAUAAAUUAAAUAUAUGUAAAUCAUCUUCAAUCUUGAGUCAUUUUAUGUUUAAUUAGCAGCAGUCCAGUGUCGGUGUUGGUUUAGUUUAUAGGAGAAAAAAAGUGAUCAAUAAAGUUGGUUGUUGACGGUGGUGGUGGUGGUGGUGGUGGAGGAUUAAGUCACAAUCAGGUUAUUAUUCGUUGUACCUACCUACAUUACAUGAAGAUGAAUGAAGUUGCUGCUGCUACAAUUAUCAAUGCAA
Molecule: messenger RNA, 983 nt
Organism: Prunus persica (peach)
Lineage: Eukaryota; Viridiplantae; Streptophyta; Magnoliopsida; Rosales; Rosaceae
Product: protein PYRICULARIA ORYZAE RESISTANCE 21
Exons: 3
Coding region: 100-675 (191 amino acids)
Molecular function (GO): metal ion binding
Source: RefSeq, a predicted model, not a curated record